Molecule: messenger RNA, 636 nt
Organism: Anopheles marshallii
Lineage: Eukaryota; Metazoa; Arthropoda; Insecta; Diptera; Culicidae
Product: U11/U12 small nuclear ribonucleoprotein 35 kDa protein-like
Exons: 2
Coding region: 1-636 (211 amino acids)
Biological process (GO): mRNA splicing, via spliceosome
Cellular component (GO): U12-type spliceosomal complex; precatalytic spliceosome
Molecular function (GO): snRNA binding; mRNA binding
Source: RefSeq, a predicted model, not a curated record
AUGCACUCUGCAGAAGAUUCUUCCAAAUCGAAGCGCUGGUCAAAGUAUGUGCGUGAUAUUUACGACCCGGUACAGGUCGGAUCGAUCGAUGGAACGGACCAAGUUCCGCACGAUCGUGCGCUGGUACGCGCCAUUAAUUCCAACUACCGACCGAAUCGGAAGGUGAAAGGCAACCCGAUGCACACGAUCUUCAUCGGUCGAUUGGCACAUUCAGUCACGGAGGAACAGUUACGUUCUAAGUUUACACCCUUUGGCACAAUUGUUCACACUCGGUUAGUCACCGACAUCAUUACCGGGCUUCCUCGCGGGUACGCAUUCAUUGAGUACAGCAGUCGAGAUGAGGCGCUGCGAGCGAUCGACCGAAUGCACGGUGUAAGCAUCGACGGGAAGGAGAUUCUCGUCGAUGAGGAAUGGGAACGACGGCUGGAGGGUUGGAAACCGCGUCGCCUAGGGGGUGGUUUCGGCGGCAGGAAGAAAUCACAGCAGCUACGAUUUGGCUGCAAGGUGCAACCGUUCCGCAGGCCCAUUCUUGAAGCAUCCGGCGGUGGUGUGUCGAGCGUGUGCGAAUGGAAUCGUCGUGUUCGUCAUCGGAAAGAAGGUCCACCACGGUCCACCAGGGACAGUGAUGGGGAGUAA